Molecule: messenger RNA, 6234 nt
Organism: Lates calcarifer (barramundi perch)
Lineage: Eukaryota; Metazoa; Chordata; Actinopteri; Centropomidae
Gene: kif14
Product: kinesin family member 14
Biological process (GO): microtubule-based movement
Molecular function (GO): microtubule motor activity; ATP binding; microtubule binding
Source: RefSeq, a predicted model, not a curated record
GUCACUAGCAGAGGCGAUUUGAAAUUGAAGCGGGCGAAAGCGGAAGAAGGGAUAAUAAUAAACAGUGGCUCUGCUAGCGUGAACAUAACCUUUCGUUUUAUUUGAAUGUUUUUAUAUUCACUUUUAACUAACAUGCUGAGCUGUACUUGCGUCCGGUCUUACAUGUUUUUCAUGUCGUGCACUGUUUUAGUUGCAUUAACCCAAGAGAAGUUACCGUUAGUGCAGUUAGCUAACUCGUAAACUCAGUUUAACGUCUUUGUUUUUAUCAGCAGACUACCAUGUCGUUAUUUAGCGUUCAAGCGAGGAAACAUACCGCUUAUUAUGACCAUCUCAUGGCAACACCAUCGUCCAGGACACCGGGCAGGAAAGCAACAGACACAGUGCUUGGAAAAAGUAGACUAACAUCCGGAGACUCUGCGUGUGAAGACAGCAGGUCAUCUGAUAAAAGCCGACAGGUAAACCGGACUUACGUUAUUUCUGCGCUGUCAAAAAGUGGCAGCGGGCAGCAGACUCCAUACCGGAGCCGACUCACCCUUCAGAGGAGGUCAAGGAGGAAGACCGGGGCCGAAACAACGGAGAAAACCAUGGUUGAAAGCAGUCAGAAUACCACGCCAGCUCCGGAGAAGAGACUAACCCUGCAGCGCAGGACCAGGACUCCCUCCAUGGAUAAAAGUGCACAGGGCCAGCGUAAGGUCAGCGGUACUGGCCUGCAGCCAACGCAGAAAGUCCUCAGUGAACCAAACGGCAGAACACCUAGUUUAUUCAGGUCAAUGAGUUUAAGAGAAGCUGCCUCUAAAAGCAGAGAAACUGCUGUUCAUGUGGAAACCCAAGGGAAGCUGGCGCACAACAAGACACCCUCUACUUCUUCCUCCACAGUCAGGCAGCUAGAGGACCAAGCCCAAACCUUUAAAACCCCUACUAAAAAGACCCCGUUUGAGAAAAUCGCAGCCAAGAGAGACGUGUUCGAGAGACUGGCAGGGAAAGAAGUGCCUAAAUCAGUGGCAGUCAAGUCCGCAAGUCUAGAAAGGCCCAAAUUCCGAGCACAGCAACCUGAUGACAGUAAACCUGUCCCAGCUCCUCGAGUUAGCAAGGCGUCCGCAGGUGUGCACAAGCCAAACUCUGCCCAGCAGGUGAGGAAGACAUCCACCUCUAGCCAAAAGGGAGACGUGGCCCAGGCCAGGAUCUCCACUCCUGCUCCAAUUCCGGCACCUUCCGAGCAGCACCUGUCUCGUCCCAGUGAAGCUCUGAAGCAGCAGGAUUCAUUUAAGAUGGAAAACAGUGCAGUGACUGUGGCUGUCCGUGUCCGCCCUUUCAGUACCAGGGAGAAGAAUGAGAAGGCAUUGCAGGUAAUUUUCAUGAACAGCCAGGAGACUGUUGUCCAGCAUCCAGAGUCCAAACAGAGCUACUCCUUCAACUAUGACUUCUCUUUCUGCUCGGUGGAUGAGAGUGACCCCACCUUUGCCAGCCAGCAGACGGUGUAUGAGACACUGGCUAAACCUCUGCUACUGAGGGCCUUCGAAGGAUUCAACACCUGUCUGUUUGCUUAUGGACAAACAGGCUCUGGGAAGUCAUAUACAAUGAUGGGCUUUGGAGAAGAGCCAGGAGUUAUCCCAAGGUUCUGUCGCGAUCUUUUUUCUAGAUUGGUCUCCAUGGAAAAUAAGGAGGUCAAAUGUCAUGUAGAGAUGAGCUACUUUGAAGUGUACAAUGAGAAGAUCCAUGACCUCCUGGUGACCAGAGAUGAGCCAAACCAAAGGAGGAUGCCUCUGAGGGUGAGGGAACAUCCAGUUCAUGGUCCUUAUGUUGCUGAGCUUUCUACGAAUGUUGUGAGCUCUUACAAUGACAUUCAGGGGUGGCUGGAGCUCGGCAACAAGCAGAGAGCCACAGCAGCUACAGGAAUGAAUGACAAGAGCUCCAGAUCUCACUCUGUCUUCACCCUGGUUAUGACCCAGACCACGACUGAGUUUGUGGAGGGCGAGGAACAUGACCACAGCAUCACCAGCAAGAUCAACCUGGUGGAUCUGGCAGGCAGUGAACGAUGUAACUCGGCUCAGACAAGCGGAGACCGACUUAGGGAGGGCGCUAGCAUCAACAAAUCCUUGUUUACCCUUGGAAAGGUCAUCUCUGCCCUGUCUGAACAGGCACUGUCCAGGAAGAAGGUCUUCAUACCAUACAGAGAGUCUGUCCUCACAUGGCUGUUAAGAGAAAGCCUUGGUGGUAAUUCCAAGACAGCCAUGAUUGCCACACUGAGUCCGUCAGGCAGCAAUGUAGAGGAAAGCCUAAGCACUCUGCGCUAUGCCCAGCAGGCCCGUACAAUCAUUAAUGUGGCCAAGGUCAAUGAGGACACCAGUGCCAAGCUCAUCAGAGAGCUGAAGGCUGAGGUGGAGAAGCUGCGAGCAGCUCAGACGAGUUCCCAUGGAAUCGAACCAGAGAGGGUCAGGCUGUUCCAGCAGGAGAUUUCUGCCCUGAAGAACAGACUCUGUCAGCAGGAGAGAGAAAUGGUCGAGGCCAACCGGGCAUGGAGAGAGAAACUGGAACAAGCUGAAAUACGUAAACGUGAGGAAACCAAAGAGUUGCAGAAAGCAGGAGUGACAUUCAAAGUGGAUAAUCGGCUUCCCAACCUGGUGAACCUGAAUGAGGAUCCUCAGCUGUCUGAGAUGCUUCUUUACAUGAUCAAAGAGGGUCAAACGACGGUGGGCAAGCUCAAGUCUGGCUCCAGCCAUGACAUUCAGCUGACUGGAGCCCUAAUUGCUGACCAACACUGUGUUAUAACCAACAUCCAUGGUACUGUCAGCAUCACUCCAAUGGAAAGCGCCAAGACCUUUGUUAAUGGGAACCUUAUCUCAGAUUCCACUGUCCUACAUCAUGGUGACAGGGUGAUUCUGGGUGGAGACCACUACUUCCGCUUUAACCAUCCAACAGAGGUGCAGUCUGGGAAGCGGGUAUCGUGUUGGACAAAUGCAGGCGAUGGCCACAAAGACUUUGAAUUUGCCAAAAAUGAGUUACUCACGGCUCAAAGAGCUCAGUUGGAGGCAGAAAUUGAAGAAGCCCAUUUGAAGGCAAAGGAAGAGAUGAUGCAAGGAAUUCAGAUGGCAAAGGAGGUGGCCCAAAAGGAGCUAUCUGAACAGAGGGCGCUGUAUGAGGACAGGAUCCAUGCCCUGGAAAGAGAGCUGAACGAGGAGAACGAGCGGAAACGCCAACAGGAAUUAGACCAACAGAGGGUGGCCAACCAGAUGGCACAGCUGAAGAUGGCCAAGCUGGAGCUGGAACAGGAGGUGGACACCCACAAGAAACGCCUCCGCCUGCACAUGGAGGCCCAGGCGAUGGAAGAGCACCGUGUGAGUCAAGCCAAGAUUGUUGAGGCCCUGGAGGCGGAGAAGAGAAAGAUCAGCAAAGAGCUGGAGGAGAUGCAGAAGAAAAGAGCUUUAAGGGAAAACCAGACUUCCCGAAAUGUCUGUCCACAGUGGGAUGCCAUGAAGUUGUCCUUGAUGAUUGAGGAAGCUAAUAAGAUCAGUGCUAAACUCAAGAAAAACACAGUCUUCAGCAGACACGAGAGUUCUGACACAGAGAAUCUUGACGAAGGUGGUUUACUGCAGGUUCGGGUUCAAAACACAAAGCUGGGGAUCUCCACUUUCUGGAGCCUAGAAAAGUUCCAGAACAACAUGGCUGCCAUGAGGGAACUCGAACAGGGGGAUUCCACCUCUAAAGAUGACGAUGUGUUUUAUGGCCCUGAUGAUGAGUGGGAGCAAGAUAUAUCGGCCUCCUCUGCCUCCACCUCGUCCUUCUCACGCCGAAGGAGCAGGAGUAUGUUGAAGAGCAGAAGAAUCUCAGGGCGUCUCUACGAGAUCCGGGUCCAUCCGAUUCAGAGCCUCCACAACAGCUCCUCCCAAAAUGCUGGCUUGAUGGGUGUUGCCAAACCUCCCUCCACCCAUUCCAGCACCACAGACUCUGCCUUGCCUGGCAUCUGCAAGGAAUUGAUUGGUCAAUCAGUGGCUAAUUUACGUGGUUGUAAUGGAACAGAGGAGAGCAUGGCUGACAGGUUGGCCUCGGAUCUGAACCUGGUGUAUGCGUCGGUCCAAACUAUAUCCGACCUGUAUGACAGCCUGGAUGAUGACAGCCAGGAGAACGUGUUUGUGUGCAACUUGGUGGCCCAGACUCAGUUAGUGAAGGCCACCGCAGCUAUAGAGAGUGCAGUGUUUGUUACCAUGCAGUGGUUGGCCAGUGUUAAGCCUUCCUCUGGCCUGCUUUACACCAUUGCUGAGGAACUCAAGAGUCAAGUCAAGAAGAUGGGAGGAUUCUUUCAGCUGCUCAUUCAGGGUUGUGAAUCUGAAAUCACAUCCAUGGUGACGGAGGCGCGGAGGAAGAGCAGUCAGUGCCUGGAUGCUGCGCUGCUCGCGCUUGGCCACCUGGCGGCAGUAACUUGCAUGCCGCUGAAUGCUGGGGAGCUGGGUGCACAGGCCACAGGCAAGCCAUCAAUGGUCAUGUGUCUGCUGAAGGGAACCAAUAAAGGUGUUCGCUCUCUUGUAGAGCAGAGCCUCACCAUCACCAGGGAAAUGCUGAGAGAGGCUCAGCUGGCCUAUCCCAGGAACCCGGUUCUGCAUAACCUAAAAUCCAAAACGCUUGAUUUAGCACGUGCUCUGCAGACCUACAUGCACUACCAUAUUGCGGAGAGAGAGUCUGACCCAGUGGAGGUGGAGGAAGGGGCGGAGGAGGCGUCAGCUUCCCAUUUGAAGAAACUGAGGACUACAGCGACCAAACUGUUCCAGCUGAACCAAGCCAUCAGACAGCUGUACUCCUCUGUGUCUGCCGCCCUGCGAGGAAAAGACAGAGACUCCAGCCUCAGCAGCUGCAGAGAGCUGAUCUCCUCCUCUGCCAAGGCUGUUGAAGAGCUGAUCACUGGUCUGUCUAAGGAGGAAGCACUGACUCUGUUCUUGCAGCUCCCCUGUCUUCAGAGCAUCAUGACUGCUCGAGAUGAGCUCUUCUCUGCCCUGCAGUCCCUGUCCUCUCCCUGGAACGAAAAGGGGGCAGGAGAGAGCAGAAGCUCUGCUGCCUCAGAUAAGAGUGCAGAAGAUGAAAUCUCAACUAGAGAGAGCACAACCACUCACAGUGCUGUUAGAAAUCGAGUCGUGAGCAAGAUAGUGUACUCUCUCCAUCCAGAUGUGUCAUCCAAAGGCAGCCCCCACUGGGUGUAAUGUGUACUUGUGUUAUUCUUUAUGAUGUUCUCAUAUCAUGUAGAUUUACUGUAAAAAAAAAAUUAACUGCUGUCAUAGAGAAAAUUUUGAAGUGAGCUUCCUGCUGGUUAUAACAAGUGGGUAUCUUUUUUUUUUUUUUUUUUGUACACCCCACUAUCGCUAACCUUACAUCAGAGGCCGCAAAUAUUGCAGAGACAUACUGUUGCCAUUCAAGUCAAUAAAAUUCAGUUAUAUACACGCUUAUAAUUAACUCUGCUCAACACAUGUGAGUGUGUGUCUUUUCUGAUAUGAUGUAAAUGCUAUACUACUUCUUUUGUUUCUUUACUAAGGUAUUUUUGACACGCAUUGGGGCAAAGACUUCAGUCAAAAGAAAGUAGAAUGUAGUAGAGUUUAAUAGAGUCAUUCAUGAUGGAUAAACACAGUAAUGAUAUGUAACUGGCUAUAGGGCAAAUGUUUACUUGUGUUGCACUAGGUCUUCUCUGUUGUACUAUAUUUUUCAAAUUAUUCAGUGUUGCAUUUUUAUCGAUUCAUACAUGCAACAGUUCAACAUGCAACUGGUUUGUUACAGGGCUUUGUAAAAAAAAAAAAGUAAUAAUAAUAGUAAUAAUAAUAAUGAGAGACUUUGCCCCCAUUUUCUGCUGUAUAUGAUUUCUUGUAUGAUGGUAUAUUUUGUUCUCAUAUUUGCAUUAAGCUUUGCUCUUGUAUGUUGUACACAUACUGUAACAGUUUGCACUCAGGAGAGACUUGUAUACUCAGGGUUUCUUCUUAAUACAUGUACUUUAAUGAAGCAGUGUUUUGUAUCCUUUUAGUCUUUUGUAACAUUUGGUAAAAAGAAUUGAUAUGGCAAAAUAAUAUAGGAACUUGUACUACUACAAUAAAUUCACGUGGCUCGAUUUGACAGAAAGCCCAAAUCUUUAAUAUUGUAGCAUGGACUCUCAGAAAUACAGUACAAGUGGAAAUGUUACACAUAUUUAUCAAAACAGUCAUAUACACACUCCCAAAUUGGGUUACCUUGUGGUGAAUUAAAUACUGAAAUUGUAAAGUC